CGUCAUUAUUCUCAGUUUGGAACGCGUCCUAGUAAGCAUCUCCAAGCCGAGCCGAGCCCAGCUGUUUUAAACAAGAAAAAUUUCUUCCUUCGAUUUGUGCUAAUUACUUCGGUGCGCUAAACUUCAUUAUUCAAAAUGCGUGAAUGUAUCUCCGUACAUGUUGGCCAGGCUGGUGUCCAGAUUGGUAAUGCCUGCUGGGAACUGUACUGUCUGGAGCAUGGAAUCCAACCGGACGGUCAGAUGCCCUCGGACAAGACCAUCGGAGGUGGUGACGAUUCGUUCAAUACCUUCUUCAGCGAAACCGGUGCCGGAAAGCAUGUCCCACGUGCCGUCUUCGUUGAUCUGGAACCGACCGUCGUAGAUGAGGUCCGUACUGGAACCUACCGUCAGUUGUUCCACCCGGAACAGUUGAUCACCGGCAAGGAAGACGCUGCUAACAACUACGCCCGUGGUCACUACACCAUCGGAAAGGAAAUCGUCGAUGUCGUUCUGGAUCGCAUCCGUAAGCUGGCUGAUCAGUGCACUGGUCUACAAGGUUUCCUGAUCUUCCACUCGUUCGGUGGAGGUACCGGAUCCGGUUUCACUUCCCUACUGAUGGAACGCCUGUCGGUUGACUAUGGCAAGAAGUCCAAGCUGGAAUUCGCCAUCUACCCAGCUCCUCAGGUUUCGACCGCCGUUGUCGAGCCAUACAACUCCAUUCUGACGACCCAUACCACCCUGGAACAUUCCGAUUGCGCAUUUAUGGUUGAUAACGAGGCUAUAUAUGACAUCUGCCGUCGUAACCUGGACAUUGAACGCCCAACCUACACCAACCUGAACCGUUUGAUUGGCCAAAUCGUUUCUUCGAUCACUGCUUCGCUGCGAUUCGAUGGUGCCCUGAACGUUGAUCUUACUGAAUUCCAGACCAACUUGGUCCCAUACCCACGUAUCCAUUUCCCACUGGUUACUUACGCUCCGGUCAUCUCGGCCGAGAAGGCUUACCACGAGCAGCUGUCCGUGGCUGAAAUUACCAAUGCUUGUUUCGAGCCAGCCAACCAGAUGGUCAAGUGCGACCCACGUCACGGCAAAUACAUGGCCUGUUGCAUGUUGUACCGUGGUGAUGUUGUCCCGAAGGAUGUCAACGCCGCCAUCGCUACUAUCAAGACCAAGCGUACGAUCCAGUUCGUCGAUUGGUGUCCUACUGGAUUCAAGGUCGGUAUCAACUACCAGCCACCAACCGUCGUCCCAGGUGGUGACCUCGCCAAGGUCCAGCGUGCCGUGUGCAUGUUGUCAAACACGACCGCCAUUGCCGAGGCUUGGGCUCGUCUGGAUCACAAGUUCGAUCUUAUGUACGCCAAGCGCGCCUUCGUCCACUGGUACGUCGGUGAGGGUAUGGAGGAAGGUGAAUUCUCCGAAGCUCGUGAGGAUUUGGCCGCCCUGGAGAAGGACUACGAGGAAGUCGGCAUGGACUCCGGCGAAGGUGAGGGUGAGGGUGCUGAGGAAUACUAAAUUCACUAGCACUUCACUGCCCCACCAAGUGAAACGCCCGCUUCGAAGCAGAAACGUUUGAUAUUCAAACCCUGAAGCGUGGCUCGAAGAAAAAAGGAAAUAAUUGAAUAAAUUGUUCUCGAAUUGAA
Messenger RNA from Ochlerotatus camptorhynchus, 1616 nucleotides. Its product is annotated as tubulin alpha-1 chain-like. Gene Ontology annotation, cellular component: cytoplasm; microtubule. The record is from RefSeq and is a predicted model, not a curated record. The transcript is spliced from 2 exons. The coding region runs from base 136 to 1488 and encodes 450 amino acids. Gene Ontology annotation, molecular function: structural constituent of cytoskeleton; GTP binding. Gene Ontology annotation, biological process: microtubule cytoskeleton organization; mitotic cell cycle. Lineage: Eukaryota; Metazoa; Arthropoda; Insecta; Diptera; Culicidae.